AUGCAGAAAUACUGCAUCUGUUUAUUAAUGGGGAAAAAUACUCUAGCGCUGCUCGCGCUAGCGCUGAGCCCGGGGCCCGCGGCCGCCGCGCCCUGCAGCGCCGACUGCCCAGCGGGUACCUUCGUGGUGAGCGCGGGCUGCACACGGGGCGCGAGCUGCCGGCAGUGCCCGCCCGACAGCUUCUCCAGCGCCGCGGGACUCAGCGGCUGCACCCUGUGCCGCAAAUGCGAAGGAAGAUUCAUGUAUUUAAAAGUGUGCUCACCAAAAAGCGAUGCCCAGUGUACCUGCAAGGAGGGGUACCGAUGCAGUGGCGACGGCUGUUCCCGGUGUGACAGAAGCUGCGGCGUGGGUGAGGAGAGCACUGGGAGCGGUUGCCAGACUUGCCACUAUGGAACUUUUAAUGAUCAGCCAAAUGGCUCCUGUAAAAACUGGACAAAGUGUUCAGCAAACCAGGUUGCGGAGGCUGGAACUGCAGCAAAAGAUGUAGUUUGCAAACAUACUUCAGAUAAUCCCACUUUAGCCACUGUUCUACCUACCACUUCUCCUGGGAUUCCACUUUUUGUCACUGUGCCAGGGAAGAAUAUCCAGAUGGACAUUAUCAGAAUUUCUCUUGCUGUAGCUGGCCUGUUGUGCAUAGUAUUUCUGCUACCUUCGUGUGUAUGCUUCAGCAUCUGGCAGAAAAAGAAACUACAUGCUGUCUUCAAGAAAAUGCAUGCUACACCUGAACAAUCAGUUCAGGAAGAUGCCUGCAGCUGCCGCUUUCCUGAAGAAGAACAAGGUGAAUAUCAGGACUGUGGCAAAUCUACAGAAUUCAGAGAUCUUUUGGAGAAUUAGGAAUUGGACUGUCCAGGUCAACCGUAUUUGUGUUUCCUUUUAGAACACAGAACAAGAACCUGUUUACAUAGAGAGGAAACAAUCUGUGAAUUUCAGAGUGCUACAUAGCCCAGCAAGGAAGGAAAAAAGCGUAUCUUUCCUAAUUCUUAAAAAAAAGUAAAAAUAUAUAAAAAUAUCUAGUUUGUUGAAUUUCUUUAUCAAGGACUAGGAAUCAUAUUUCUAAGUAGUGCUUGAUCUAAAUGUAGUACUGCACUUAAAAGAGAUAAGAGAAGGCAGUAUGGCUUUCUCAUUCCUCUUAUAAAUGGUGUCUGAGCCAUAAUGUACAUGCAGUCUGAAAGCAUUUGUCACUAAAAAGGAGAUCAGUAGCACAUCGGACAGCCACAUGUGACACUCGUGGUCUCUGUAUUACCGUUAUCAGCUCAGCUGUCCUUUUGAGUGUAGAGCUGCAGCUCCUCCCAUAUCAUGGCUCAAACCCAACAGUGUUGGGUUCCUUUUGCAACUACAGAUAGAUCUCAUUUCAGAUUUUCAGUUGCCAUCAGACGUGGAAACAGAUACCUGGCCUGACCAUCACAUGCUUCCUUAUGUAAGAGAGAGGAAGAUAUGAAAAUCUAGAGCUGUAAAGUGAAUUUUAUAAUAGUUUGUGUCUGCUGGUGUAGUCUGGUGAUUGCCUUAAAAGAGGUAGCGGAAACUCUGAGAAAAGCUGUGGUUGACUUGCUCUUAGAAAGGGAUGUUACAGUGCAGCUGGACUGUAACACCUUCUGAUCUACAUCAUUCAGCUUUGAUCUUUUAGGUGAUGUAAAUAUAUUAUGUACAUUGCAGAUGAGGUAUAUGUAGAAUGCGAUACAUUUCUGGUACUAUUUCUGUAACUCUGAGGUUGGAAAGAUUUUAACAUCAGACAGUGUAUCUGUCUUUUUGAUCAAUUACUGUUACUUUGGUCUUAAAGAGAAAAAAGAAAAUGAAUGUUUUGAGUCACGGCAAUGACAUCAUUUUUAACCUUUUUCAAAACCACGUAUUUUAUUUUAUUUCUUCUGUAAAUGUUGUUCAAAAAUAGAAUGAAAGCCCACUAACCUGUUGGGUAAAGGGUGAUUUUCCUAUGUGAUUCCAACUUAAGAGAAGGAUGCUGUUGUGUUUGAAGAAUAACAGCCCAUUUCUCCAUUCAGCACAAAAUCAAGAUAGGUGAUUAUUUUCACCAAACCAUGCUUACUAAUUUUGAUAAACCUCCUCUUUUGUAAUUUCUUAUACACAUUAGGAAAUAAGUGUAGUAACCCUGAACUGUAAAGUUAAGUAUAUUUAAAUAAAUUGUUUUGAGUCCCUA
Molecule: messenger RNA, 2149 nt
Organism: Oxyura jamaicensis (ruddy duck)
Lineage: Eukaryota; Metazoa; Chordata; Aves; Anseriformes; Anatidae
Gene: TNFRSF9
Product: TNF receptor superfamily member 9
Exons: 8
Coding region: 1-834 (277 amino acids)
Biological process (GO): regulation of cell population proliferation
Cellular component (GO): external side of plasma membrane
Molecular function (GO): cytokine binding; signaling receptor activity
Source: RefSeq, a predicted model, not a curated record